AUGGCGGAUCAGACUCUUGUUCAACCUUUCCUAGCCAAACCCACCACCAAAGACUCAGGUUCAGGUAUCUUUCUACGGAUCUUCUCUGUACUUCUCGUGGGAGCAAUCUCCUUGUGGGCAAACCACGAGGCGUCAAAAGGUUUCUCCAUAACCAUCAUCAACGAAGCUAAAGAAUCUCCUCCAGGGAAGAGAUUCUCUCUUUUCUUCGAGUCUGAUGAUACCGCGGUGAGGCUCUUGCUCGAGACGAGCUUCUUCGUGGAGAGGUUUCUCUACGACGGUGUUCCUCGUCGUCUCCGGAAGCCUGUAAACCACGUCACCGUACGGUUCAAUGGAAACAGAAGCGAUAAGUUCUCGGUUGCUUCUAACGCAAGUAAUGGAGAGUAUGUGAUCGGUUUAAGCUCAUCUCUAAUGAAAACAAGUGAGUUUCGUGACGCCGUGGAAGCAGCAUUGCGACGAUCUAUGGUUAAGGUUUGGCUAUGGGGAGACAACGACGAGUCAGGGGCUUCGCCGGAGCUUGUAGCCGGGUGGUUGGAUUACUGUGAAAGACGUAGCGAGGGUUACAUCAGACGGUUGAACCAUGGGAUGAGACUUGGGUGGGAUGAUCAGACGGUGGAUCUCGCUUCGAAUGGUGCGUGUGGUUCACGUCAGGAUGCGUUGCGUGAGCUAAAAAAGGUGAAGAUGACAAUGGAUUUGAUGAUUGAGACACGAACAUGAUUGGUUCUCGUGCUGUCUUGUUGGAGCACACAUGGCUCCACGUGUAAUUAAAUGAUUCAGUGUAUAUAAUUCAACCAUUUUUUUGUGUGGAAAUGAUUUCUUUAUUUUCUCGGAUAAAUAAAGGAUUUAUAAGUUUGGUUUGUUAA
Molecule: messenger RNA, 860 nt
Organism: Brassica napus (rape)
Lineage: Eukaryota; Viridiplantae; Streptophyta; Magnoliopsida; Brassicales; Brassicaceae
Exons: 2
Coding region: 1-714 (237 amino acids)
Source: RefSeq, a predicted model, not a curated record